UAACUAGUAAUACCAGUGGGAUUCUCAUUUUGUUUUCCAAAGAAACAUCAUAGAACAGUGGAAAGAAUUUUGGUUUUGGAGUCAAACUUUAGUUCAAAUCACAAUUUUGUCACUAUUUGUAUGACUAUAGUCAAAUCAUUUUCAUGUUUCUAGGCCUCAGUUUCCUCAUCUAUAAAAGGAAGGGAUUAGAUUAGAUGAUAUAAGGAUCCUUCUAGCUCUGACAGUGAUCUGUUUAAUGGAAAUCUUUUAUCCUUAUAUUCCAUAGUUCUCUGUUAGUUAAUUUGAACUAUGUAUUAACACUAUACGAUUCUAACUCAUUUAGAAUUUAUUCAAUUGUUUGUGGAGAAAAUAUAAUAGGUGCUAUAUAGACAACCAUAUACAUGGUAGAAACUAAAGAAAAGUUUGUUGAAUAAAUCUUGAGAAAAGUAUCAGAGUAGGAAACUCAUAUUUAAAAACUAAUGUGAAUGGAGAAAGAUCAACUCAAGAGAAAUUAACUGGUCUGAUACUUUUUAUUUUUUUUCUUAAAUAGAUGAGGAAAUGAAGGCUCAGGAAAGUGAAGUACUUGUUCCUAUUUAUAUAACCAGGUGGCAGUAGAAUUAAAAUCUGUGUCUCUUGAUUUCCCAAUUAAGCUGUCUUUCCAAUGGUAAAAGCCUUCCCUAAGAAGAGAUGGCAAUCUGAAGUUAUAUCGUUGUGAUGUCUGUGGGAGAAGCUUUGCACCAGAUGUUCUGGUAAAAUUAAGACAUUUUGUGGAUGCAUUUCAUUGAAAUUAAAUAAAGUAUAAUAUUGUGGAGGAGGCAAAAAGAUUAAAUGCAAAUAUGGAAAAGGAACGAAGUAGGAUGGGAGUACAAUUUGCUGCUGAAACUAAGGAAAGGCAUGGGCCAAUAUGCAAAAGACUUUUCAACAAAAAACGUAAGCCUUUCAAUUCCUUGAAGCAAAGAUUACAAGGCACUGACAUUCUCACAGUCAGAGAGUCUCCCAAUGCCAAGAUGCUACCCGUGAAGAAAUAUAAUUGGAGACAACAACAUGAAGACUUUAUUAACACAAUUCGAUCAGCCAAGCAGUGUAUGUUAGCCAUUAAGGAAGGCCGUCCUCUUCCUCCUCCACCCCCUCCAACUAUCAACCCAGAUUAUAUUCAAUGUCCUUACUGCAUGAGAAGGUUUAAUGAAACUGCAGCAACGAGACAUAUUAAUUUCUGCAAGAAUCAGGCAUCCCGCCGAGUUUUUGAUCCAGCCAAGACAGCAGCCAAAAUAGCAUCCAAGGGUCAGAACAAAUCUCAAAUGAUUUUCAAAAAAGAAUCAACCGUAACGAAUAAUGUGGGAACAUUGCUUCCGAACAGGAUAGUGGACCCCUCAAGGGACCAAACUACCGAAACAGCUCUGGAGAAAAGAAAAAAAAAAAAGGCUGGACCUCUUGUUGUCACUCUCAUUUCAAGAUCAUCCCCAGAGGCAAGAACUGGAUUAAAAGUCAAGAAAGCAAUGAUCUCCAAAAAAAAUUAAGUCCUUUAGUCAAGACUGACCUCUAUAGAAGAUCACUUGCCCCUCAUCAUCCUCUGUGGCUGCCUUGAUAUUAAGCAAGUAUUACUUAAUUAAGGCCAAAGAACCACAGAUUUCCAUUUGCAUUCCUAUUAUUCAACUUGGAAUACCACUCAAAAUGUGCUUGUUUAAAUGUAAUGAUUAAAACAAUGACUCCAAA
Antechinus flavipes (yellow-footed antechinus) is the source of this 1692-nucleotide messenger RNA. It is a transcript of the gene ZC2HC1B, whose product is annotated as zinc finger C2HC-type containing 1B. NCBI's taxonomy places the organism in Eukaryota, Metazoa, Chordata, Mammalia, Dasyuromorphia, Dasyuridae. The transcript is spliced from 9 exons. The record is from RefSeq and is a predicted model, not a curated record. Bases 816 to 1496 code for a protein of 226 amino acids.